AUGGCUUGGGUGUGGCCGGAUGAACCUCUGCCCGGGGAAGGGAAGCAGAGACGACGGGAAAGGAUAAAUGCUAACAAGCAGAGGCAGCCACCACCAAUCUUAAAAGAUAAGAGUGAACAAGGUGGGAUUGACUUUCGUACCUAUGAGAAUCUGACCAGUCUCACAGCACCGUUCGGUACCUCAAACACACCAGUGAUUGGAACCAAAAUAAUUGGCGGUCAACAGGUUUCUGUUAUAGAGCACCUUUCUCCCAAUCAGUACAAUGGCAAUGGUGGAAUUAGCAUUUCCAAGCUCAAUGACAUAGCGGACAAGCCAAACAAUGUUAACCCUGAUGUUCUACGACGGGGUGCUCGCGGCUACUUCAGUGCUCAGCAGCCUAAGGAUGACUUUGACCAGGAGCCUGUAGCCAAUAAUCACUUUUGGGAUAACUUUCAGUCAAACCUUCAUGGAAAGCCAACUUAUGUAGGCAGAAGUCGUCCGGAUUCCAAAUCUUUGGCACGAGGAUUGAAGCUGGACCCCCUUACAACUAAUAAAAACAAGAACCAGCUGUCCACCAUAUUUGAACCAGAGAUAGGAAACCCAAAUGCUUUACAAUUGGAAACAGAAUAUGGCGACAAAUAUAUGAAGGAUACAGAAUACGAACGGCCGAUAAGCGAUCAACACCAAAUGAGACCUAAUGGACGUACAUAUGAUUCUACCAAGUUCCCUAAAGCUCUAAGUGAUAUAGGUCCACAUCCUAUCUCUAACGACUACCAAAGCCAUCCUCCUGCCAAAGACGUGUCUGCAAACUCAUACUCACAUAAUGAUUACAUUGAACAGACGCCAAGAACUGUUCUUAACGAGGAGCGCAAUAGACUGUUAAAGUAUUUAUGGAGCGCAAAUCUCGGCACUCUCCCACAGAGACCAAUUGAGCUCACGCAAGUGGAGGAAGAGAAGUUAGGACACAUUGUCAGUGUGGAAUUGGAUGGAAUUCCACGGAAACGAUUGGAUAAGGUUCAUGCCGAUGCCAUCACUUCGGACUGGGCACAAAACGGCACAUGUGCACUAGUGGCUAUGAAAAAAGCUCUUGAAUCGAAUCAGAUACGUUUAGAUCCUGAUACAGUGCGACUGGUAGCGGCUAAAUUUGUUGACCGAAAUCAGAAUGGAUGGAUAUUUUAUCGGGAUUUUAUUAGAUAUCUUAAGAAAUUUUUGCCUAAAGAGCCACAAAGUAGCUUCGAACAGCAGUUGCAGAGUCGAACAAACUCACCGAUGGAUGACCUCAACCCACAGAUACAUCGAACAUUUGGAAAAACAUUACAGAUUGCCAAGCAACAACUAGCUGAUGAAAAAAUACGAAUAAACAUGUCUGCGAUUAGGAAGGAUUUUGAAUCACGGGAUAAGCCUUAUAGAGGACGUUUGUCAGAGCAUGAGAUCCUUGAUGUGUUGCGCAAUAACAAAGUAAAUCUGCCGAGUGACGUCUUCAAAGAUCUCCUCUACAUGAAAAGGCGGAGGCCUCAUGAUGGACAGUUCGACUGGGAGGCUUUUCUUGGUGUGUUGGAGAUGAUCCAGCCCGACGCCACCGGCCUAGAUAUCCCACGCAGCAAGCGUCCGUUAGAGUAUGCUAAGCCCACACUGGAAACAUUUGAGUCCUGGCCUAGAAGCUCUCCUCGCAGAGACUACCCAUCCUACAAUGGGUAUCGACAGCAAUCAGAUCGCCCACCUGAAGAUAACUGGCAGCACAAUGGUUACCAACCCUCUUUCAGCAACAGAGACACAUAUAAUCAGGGAUACAACGGCAACAUGUCUUACAGACGGGAGCCGUCCCCAAGCCGUGCUCAACAGAUGUCCUAUAGAAGUGAAGAUGAAAAAAAAGGAAAGGUCAGCUCUAGAUACCCACCAAUAACCAAAUAUCCCCCACCAGAGUCACCCCGACAGUUGCAGGAUGAGAUUUACAAGAUGGAAAAUGAAAUUAAGGCAUUGCAAGAACGAAAUGAGAAACUUGAGUUGAUGCGUCAAAAACAGGAGGAAAGACAGGAGCUUUUCUCCACAAUUACGAGUCUAGGAAAAACUCUGUACGGGAUUGAUGAGUUGAGGUAUCGGUCAUCAGGACGAGUUUACAUCGACGAAGUGUUGGAAGAAUCGGUCAAACACAGAUUACCACUUCCCAGGAAAUACUUGCAGGAUGCGGCUGAUAAAUGCAUGAAUGCUAAAAGAAUGGUAGACAUUCAGAAAUACCUCGACCUGGUCAAGGCGCUUGCCAUCAACUGA
Ylistrum balloti is the source of this 2247-nucleotide messenger RNA. RefSeq lists its product as uncharacterized. Lineage: Eukaryota; Metazoa; Mollusca; Bivalvia; Pectinida; Pectinidae. The coding region runs from base 1 to 2247 and encodes 748 amino acids. The record is from RefSeq and is a predicted model, not a curated record. The transcript is spliced from 16 exons.